Molecule: messenger RNA, 1004 nt
Organism: Fragaria vesca subsp. vesca
Lineage: Eukaryota; Viridiplantae; Streptophyta; Magnoliopsida; Rosales; Rosaceae
Exons: 2
Biological process (GO): regulation of DNA-templated transcription
Cellular component (GO): nucleus
Molecular function (GO): RNA polymerase II cis-regulatory region sequence-specific DNA binding; DNA-binding transcription factor activity, RNA polymerase II-specific
Source: RefSeq, a predicted model, not a curated record
GGAGGGUUGUUAACUAGUUAAAACCAUUUUUUUUUCAUUUUCUUUCUGUCUCUCUCAUCAUCAUCUAAGGAGUCAGUGAAAUCAGAGUAGGCCUUGCAGUAGGUUUCUUAAACACUCUUGCUAUCUUUGCUCUUUCCUUGUAGCUUUUCUGCUGCUGCACUGCAACCAACAAAGUCCAGGCCAUUAUGAUUUUCUGAGCAUUACUUUGAUCACAAAUGAAGGGCAUGAUGGCUAAUCACAAUGCUAGUGCUAUUUAUGCAACAGAAAACCCAAAUGCCUUGAGUUGUUUCCCAUCCUCAUCUUCCUCUUCUUCUUCUUCACCUGGUUUUUCAAUGGGGAUGGUUUAUGCAGAUAUGGGCUCCCUCUCCCUCAGUGCCUCCAACUAUGGCCUAGUUUCUUCUCAGGAGACUAGUUAUUACAAUAUCUCAAACUCAAACCUCUCUCAUAACCUUGAUGUGGAAAAUGGUAACACACCUUAUUUCUGGGGCUUUCCACCGUCGACUUUGGGGACCAGAAGCGCCGAGGAACAGCUUGGCCACCGCAACAACAACAGUGACUUCCGCGGAGGCGGUAAGGCUUGUUCAGAUAGCAUAAGUGAUGAUGGGACUGAGGAACAUAAUGAGUCUAUGAAUCACAGAAAUGAGCAGUCAAAACAAUGUGCCAGAGGGCAUUGGAGGCCUGCAGAGGACUCCAAGCUCAAGGAACUUGUUUCUCUUUAUGGCCCUCAGAAUUGGAACCUUAUUGCUGAGAAGCUGGAAGGAAGAUCAGGGAAGAGCUGUAGACUGAGAUGGUUUAACCAGCUGGACCCAAGGAUCAACAGAAGAGCUUUCAGUGAAGAAGAGGAAGAGAGACUAAUGCAAGCGCAUAGAAUAUACGGCAACAAAUGGGCCAUGAUAGCUAGACUCUUCCCUGGAAGAACCGAUAACGCUGUGAAGAAUCAUUGGCAUGUUAUAAUGGCCAGGAAGUACAGAGAACAGUCCAGUGCUUAUAGGAGGAGGAAGCUU